GCUCAAUGAGUAGGGAGAGAACAGGAGGCUGUUGGCUGGGUGCAAGAGAGAGGUGGAAGGAGGCUUGUUGGAGGGUUAGAUGGUAGCAAGAAGUAGAGUAGCAAGUUUCAAAAAGCAGCAAGCUAUAAUUUUCUAAAGACAGUAAUUGAUUGAUUACAGGCACCUGAAAAGUUUGUAUUUUUACUCUUUAAGUCUAGAAGUCUUGUGUAGAUCAAAUUCGGCUGAAUCCUGUCUUUAUCUAUCAUAUAUUUAUCGUUGAAGAAAGUCUCCAACAGUCAAUCUGCUCCUCUGUGCUGCUUUUGGGUAACGUUUUCUACUGCAGUCUGUGAGGGCGUCAGGUGCCACUGAGUCCAUCUUUUCAGCAGGAGCUCACAUUCUCACUUUGGUUCAAACUGGAGCUGCUCUGACUUUUCAUCAUGAAGAACUUGUGUGUAUCUGUAGUUCUGCUGCAGUUCAUCGGGACUUGUUUAUGCCAAUUCCCUCGCCCAUGUGCCAACUCAGAGGGACUAAGGACCAAAGAGUGUUGCCCGGUAUGGGAUGGUGACGGCUCAGCAUGCGGCGCCCUGUCAGGGCGUGGUUUUUGCACUGAAGUGGAGGUCUCAGAUGAGCCCCAUGGGCCCCAGUACCCACACAGUGGAAUUGAUGACAGAGAGCGCUGGCCUUUAGCUUUCUUUAACCGGACGUGUCGCUGUGCUGGUAACUAUGGAGGUUUUAACUGUGGCGAAUGCAGGUUUGGUUACUGGGGUUCAAACUGUGCUGAAUACAGGGAGUCAGUGCGCAGGAACAUCCUGACCUUGUCACCUGCCGAGCAACAGAAGUUUAUCUCUUAUCUGAACCUGGCAAAAAACACCGUCAACCGUGACUAUGUGAUCUCCACAGCGACAAGAGCAGAGAUGGGUGAAAAUGGUGAGAACCCCAUGUUCUCUGACAUCAACACCUAUGACCUGUUUGUCUGGAUGCACUACUAUGUGUCCCGGGAUGCCUUUUUGGGAGGGCCAGGGAACGUAUGGAGAGACAUAGACUUUGCCCACGAAUCUGCAGCAUUCCUGCCGUGGCACCGAGUCUACCUGCUUCACUGGGAGAAUGAGAUAAGGAAGAUGACAGGAGAUUUUAACUUUACCAUUCCAUACUGGGACUGGAGGGAUGCCCAGUCGUGUCAAGUGUGCACAGAUGCUCUGAUGGGCGGACGCAGCCCCCUCAAUUCUAACCUCAUCAGCCCUGCUUCAGUCUUCUCCUCAUGGAAGGUGAUCUGCACCCAGCCAGAGGAGUACAACAACCGAGAGGCAUUGUGUAAUGCCACCGGGGAGGGACCACUCUUGCGCAACCCCGGCAACCAUGAUCCCAACCGCGUGACGAGACUCCCCACAACAGCUGAUGUGGACUUCGCUGUGGGCCUCCCAGAGUACGAGACAGAACCCAUGGACCGAUUCGCCAAUAUGAGCUUUAGAAACGUCAUAGAGGGUUUCGCCAAUCCAUCGACAGGCAUGGCAGUGCAAGGCCAGAGCACCAUGCACAACGCCUUGCAUCUCUUCAUGAACGGCUCCAUGUCCUCAGUGCAGGGCUCAGCCAACGACCCCAUAUUCCUGCUGCACCAUGCUUUCAUUGACAGCAUCUUCGAGCGCUGGCUCAGAGCCCACCAGCCUCUCCGGACCAACUACCCACGUGCCAACGCCCCCAUCGGCCACAAUGACGGUUACUACAUGGUGCCCUUCCUGCCUCUCUACAGAAACGGAGACUACUUCCUGUCCAGCAAGGCUAUGGGAUUUGAGUAUGCCUACCUGUUGGACCCUGGCCAGAGGUUUGUUCAGGAGUUCCUGACGCCCUACCUCCAGCAGGCCCAGGAGAUCUGGCCGUGGCUCCUGGGAGCCGGGAUCCUCGGGGCGCUGAUCGCUGCAAUCAUCGCUGCACUGCUUAUUGUUGCAAGAAGGAAGUGGAAGCGUAACCAGAGGAGGAAGAGGGCGUCGAGCUUCGGAGAGAGACAGCCAUUACUGCACAGCAGCUCAGAGGAAGGUUCAUCUUCAUAUCAGACGACUCUGUAACACACACAGGCACUGUACAAACAGCUUUAUAUUUUCAUGAAACAAAUUAAUGAAUCCUGGAACAAAACCUACAUUUGUAAUUGAAUUCCCAGAAUAAAUCUAUUUAAAUUUCAAAAAGGUAUCUAGCAGAGAGUUCUGUGUUGUCUUUGCCUCUGAGAUAUUCACUGCCAAGACUUUUGCACCUCAAUACACUUGAGGUGGGAAUGGAGAUAGCACUUAAAAAUGUCAGCAACAUGUCUUUACAGAAACACUGUCAAGGGUUUAAAACAACUUUUAAAUACUUUUUUAUUCUUUAGGUUUGCGAGUUUUUCCAAAUGUUUUCCAUAGUUCAAAAUUUUGUGGGUAGUGACAGUAGAUAUCUCAGAAAAAAAAUGCUGUAGUUUCUAAUCAGUAGAAGUGAAUGGGAAAUCUAUUUUGGGAUUUAGGUGAACUGACCCUUUACUGUGUGAGACAAUUUGAAUGGAGAUUAUAGAUAAGGAGCAGGAACGCAACAUCUGGAAGACACACAAAGCCAUCAAGUGUUCAUUAAUACAAUGCAACACGUCAAGAGUACAAAUUAAAAUUUAAAGAUUUAUACAGUACACCUCAGUCUAUUCUUGUAUUUGAACUGUGACGUGCGUCAGGUGAUUAUUUACACAAACUACUCAGCAGUCAACGACAGCAUCUGUGUUUGGAUCAGCAAAAAAUGUAAAGUGAUGUGGCUAUUCUUUCCCCCAUGGCAACUUAUUUUUUACUUUCCUCGCUGCCUUGAAACACAGAUGCAUAUUACAUAAUUUAUUAUUUUAAUGUAUGGCACUCUAACUGUGAUUCUGUUUACAAUAAACAUACUGGACUGACUAUAGCUUGAGAAAAAGUUAAACGUUAAGGAAGAAUUUUUGAUCCUCAAAAUCAAGGCCAGGUCUGUUGCACUGUAGCUUUAGUGACUGCUCAGGUUGCAAGAUCAUAUUUUUUGCCUUCUCAUACUGAAUAAAUCAGUGUCAGAACUAAAUUAAAGUCCUUUCUCCCAAAUUACCUCUCUCCCUUCAUUAAUUAAAAAUGCACUAUCUAAGAAUUUUUCUUGUGACUGAGAUCCAGUCUACUUUUCUCUAUGUAAUUUGAACAUCAAGACUCCUUAGAAAAAGCUUUCAUGUACCUCUCUUAACGUGUAUACAAAUGUGUGGAAUUUGGGGGGGACACAGGGAACACUUCCCCUCAAAAUUUAGAACAACCCCCAAUAAAAACAUGGCAGUAGCUGAGGACUUUUUAUUUUGACGAAAUUAAAGACAUUUCCACCACAAACUGGUGCAGAAAAGGCAAAAAUUGACGCAUAUAAAAAUUCACCAGAAUGCAGGAAACUAAAUGUUUGAAGCUAAAAUUCCUGGGGGAGGAUGCCUUGUCUGUGUAGAUCAGAAUGGCCGACCAUUCACUGAUUUUAAACAGUUCAUAUAUCAGUGUCUUUCAGUGCGAAACAGUUGUAUAGAAGUAAAAUCACUUACCAAAUCUCCAACACACUCUAUUGUGUGUUAGCACUGGUGCUAAAGGAUGACAGUAUGAUGACUGUGAUGUGUAUCAUGACAACAAAGAUGAAUCAUGAGUUUGUACAUGCUGCAUUAAAAACAAACUAAAUCCCA
Messenger RNA from Epinephelus lanceolatus (giant grouper), 3649 nucleotides. RefSeq names its product tyrosinase (gene tyr). Gene Ontology annotation, biological process: pigmentation; melanin biosynthetic process. Gene Ontology annotation, molecular function: tyrosinase activity. The record is from RefSeq and is a predicted model, not a curated record. NCBI's taxonomy places the organism in Eukaryota, Metazoa, Chordata, Actinopteri, Perciformes, Serranidae.